Molecule: messenger RNA, 2386 nt
Organism: Paramisgurnus dabryanus
Lineage: Eukaryota; Metazoa; Chordata; Actinopteri; Cypriniformes; Cobitidae
Source: RefSeq, a predicted model, not a curated record
GUCGUCAAACACGGAUGUAAGCAGCCUGUCACUGCACAGAUAUGUGGAGCGAUUUGAAUUGCACGCCCGAGAGGUUUAACAUCACUUUCUAAAGUACUAAGCCGACAGCUGUCCUGAACAAUCACUGUCACGAAGCGGUAAUAAACUACUCCCAAAAAUUAUGCUGCACUUUUCCCUCAGCACUCCGGAGAGGGUUGAGAAUUAACAGACGGAACACACGGAACUCAGUCGCAGUGGGAAGACAUACGGUUGUGUAUCGGGGUGUGUGUGUAUAGCGAUUAUGGAGUCGGGACGGCGGAGAGGUAUAAGCGGCGUCCUGUCCUCUCUGUCUCUGUUAUGUGUUCUUCUGGACCUGCAGCUGGACGGUGUGUUAGGAGCCACACCUGUGGAGAUUGAGCACCAUCUGGAAAUGGGUCGUAAGCUGCUGGCAGCCGGACAGCUUGCUGAGGCCCUGUCCCACUAUCACUCAGCUGUCGAGGGUGACUCAAAAAAUUACCUGACGUACUACAAACGUGCAGCAGUUUUUUUGGCCAUGGGCAAGUCUAAAUCAGCACUUCCAGACCUGACCCAGGCCAUACAGCUAAAGCCGGACUUCCUCGCUGCCAGAUUGCAGAGGGGUUAUAUUCUACUGAAACAGGGAAGCACUCAGGAGGCUAAAGAAGACUUCCAAGCUGUACUGAAGCGUUCUCCGGAUAAUGAAGAAGCUCAUGAUCAGCUCCACAAGGCCGAUGAGCUAGAAUCACAACUGGAAGAGGCACACAAGGCCCAUCACCGUGGCGACUAUGUCACUGCUAUCCAGGUGCUGGAGCGGGUAAUAGAGCUCUCUCCGUGGGACCCGGAAUCCCGAGAGCUGAGGGCAGAGUGCUAUAUCCGGCUCGGGGAUCCAAGGAAAGCUAUUAUGGACUUGACUCCGGCAACACGUCUCCGUGCAGACAACCGAGCAGGCUUCCUGAAACUUAGUCAGCUGCACUAUAGUCUGGGCGAGCAUCACGACUCUCUUAAUCAGGUUCGUGAGUGUCUGAAGCUGGAUCAGGAUGAUAAGGAGUGUUUUGCCCACUACAAACUGGUUAAAAAGCUUAGCAAGCAGCUGGACUCGGCAGAGGAACUGAUCUCAGAGCAGAGGUAUCAGGAAGCCAUUGAGAAGUAUGAAUCAGUGAUGAAAACAGAGCCGAACGUUCUGUUCUAUACUAAUAAGGCGAAUGAGAGGAUCUGCUUCUGCUUAGUCAAGAUGAAGAGUGCUGAAGAGGCUGUAGAUAUAUGUUCAGAAUCUCAUCAGAGACAACCUCAGAAUAUCCACAUCCUCAGAGACAGAGCAGAGGCCUACAUCCUGCUGCAGGAAUAUGAAAAAGCUGUGGAGGACUAUCAGGAAGCUCGUGAAUUUGAUCAGGAGAACCAGGAGCUCCGAGAAGGACUUGAUCGAGCACAGAAGCUUCUCAAGCUCUCUCGCAAGAGAGAUUAUUACAAGAUCCUUGGGGUGGGCAGGAGCGCCAACAAACAGGAAAUCACAAAAGCAUAUAGGAAGCUGGCUCAGCAGUGGCAUCCUGAUAAUUUCCAAUCUGAGACAGAAAAGAAAGAGGCGGAGAAAAGGUUUAUUGAUAUCGCCUCUGCAAAGGAGGUGCUUACAGAUCCAGAAAUGCGUCAGAAGUUUGAUUCUGGUGAGGAUCCUCUAGAUCCUGAGAAUCAGCAGGGCGGAGGAGGUGGAGGAGGCAGAGAAUGGCCCUUUGGUUUCAACCCCUUCGAAGGUGGAAACUUUCACUUCAAGUUCCACUACAACUGAUAAACAACUGAGCGACUGAUACAGACAAUGAUUCAGAUUAACUAGGAAACCGACUAGAUGGCCUGGUUGCUAUCCUAAAUGAACUUUGGUGGAACCUGAGACUUGAAUCCACAGUUUUGGACUUCCUAAGGAGAAAUUACUUGAUUGGGCAAACUCCAUUUAUUUGGUGUUUGAUUUCCCAUGCUUAAAGACUUUUAGAGCUGAAGGUUUUAGCUCAAUUUUCAAAGUUUUUCAGAUGUAAGUGCCAUCUUUCUAACGACACCCCCAUGCUGUGCAUUGUUUCUUUUUUCUUUUCUGCUGUUUAUGUUUUCUGUAAUUGACACUCCUCAAUUUAAGGUUAUACUGUAGUUUCUUUUGAACUGUGCAACACCAGUUCAUUUAUCCAAAUAUGAACAUAUUGCAGUAAUUUGCUCAACCUCAUGUUGUUCUGUGAAGAGCAUAAUGAGAUGUUAUGCAUAAUGUUAGUGACUGAGAGUCACCAUUGUAUAUUUUUCAUUGUAUGGCAAUAAGAGCAGCAUCAGCACUCUUAAAAACGUUCUCUUGUGUUUCAUUAAAGAAAAUAAUUAAUGCAGUUAUAGGGUGGGAAAAUAAACAAAAUUUUUAUUUUUU